Messenger RNA from Hansenula anomala, 3309 nucleotides. It is a transcript of the gene CAT8, whose product is annotated as DNA-binding transcription factor CAT8. The record is from RefSeq and is a predicted model, not a curated record. Lineage: Eukaryota; Fungi; Ascomycota; Saccharomycetes; Phaffomycetales; Wickerhamomycetaceae. The transcript is spliced from 2 exons. Bases 181 to 3309 code for a protein of 1042 amino acids. Gene Ontology annotation, biological process: regulation of DNA-templated transcription; DNA-templated transcription. Gene Ontology annotation, molecular function: zinc ion binding; DNA-binding transcription factor activity, RNA polymerase II-specific; DNA binding.
CAAAAACAAAGUACCAUCCAGACUCCCUAAUAUCACAAGACAGUAACAGGAAAGCAUCUAUCAAAUUCCAAGAAGAAUAGCAAAGAGUAAGGCUUUCCACAAAGAGAAGACGCUUGAUUGAAACAAACUUUUUAGUGCGUUGACAACCCCAUAUUUUUCAUACAAGCUGUGUCCUGUCAAAUGGCUGUUGAACAAGUGAAGAAGGAGAAACCCUCUAAUGGUCCACCAAAGACCAAAGUGAUUCGUGCUCCUGGAUCUCAAAUUGAAAGAGUUGCACAGGCUUGUGACCGGUGUAGACUAAAGAAAACUAGAUGUGAUGGUAAAAGACCCCAAUGUUCCCAGUGUGCUGCUGUUGGAUUCGAAUGUAAGGUCAGUGAUAGACUAAGUCGUCGUGCUUUCCCAAGAGGUUAUACUGAAACUUUGGAAGAGAGAGUUCGUGAGUUGGAGGCGGAAAACAGAAGGCUAACUGCCCUUUUGGACCUUAGAGAUGAACAAAUGGAACUAUAUUCAAAAGUUGAAAGCACUCCUGACCUAAGUGAUAGUACUGGGAACCAUCAGCCUCUAAGCUCUUCAAACCUUUCAUUGUUAAAUAAAGGCCAUGACCAAAAUUCAAAGAAUGGUAAUGGUGGUUUAUCCCUGAUGACGGAAUAUAUUGAUCAUGAUCCAAAACAUGUUCAUUCAGGUCCUGGUUGUUGCGCCAACUAUCCACAUUCAGUUAAUGAAAGACCUGUCUCCAUUGCAGGGUCCGUUGAUUUAGAUAAUGGUGAUUUAACAGAUGAUGAAGCUUUACCUUUCAAUCAUGACUUUUCAGAUAGUUUCAAUCAUAACAGCAAUAAUCCAAACAAUGUCAGUUUUGAACAAAAUCAAGCACCUGGAUUGCCUGCAGCUAUGGCAAUUGCAAGAAUGAAUAACUCAAAUAGUAAAAGAACUCAACUAGCCACAUUAGUGGCAAUGUCGAUUCCAAGAAGUACCGAGGAGACUUUAUUCAUCCCAUCAUUAUUAUCCAAAAUUGGUGAAACUCAUGGCUUAGACUCAAGAGCAUGCUUAACUACAGCAACUGCAAUUGCUUCGUUAAAGGAAAUUCCAAAGAUUAAUUCCAAAUUGAUCCAAGAGAAGAAUAACAUUAUUAAUUUCACAAAUAUCAAUUUUAAGACAAUCACACCUGCUGAAUCUAAUUUAUUUUUCAACAAUUUGAAAUUACCACCAAAAUAUCAUCUUGACCAAUUAAUCACCAUUUAUUUCCAAGAAUGGGGGAUGAUCAUUCCAAUUUUGGAUAAGAAUGAUUUCCUAAAGCAAUAUGUUCAAUUUGCCAAAUCAUUUGAAAAUAAAUUUAAUGAUAAUGGGAUGGUUUAUAAAGAAAGAUUUGGUGCAAUAAUGAUUUUGAUUGUUCAAUUGGCAUUAUUGUGUCAAAAAAAUCAUAAUAAUGCAGGUUCUUCGCCAAAUGGGGAUUCACCAAAUAGUAAUUUCCAAGAUGCUGAUAAGGAUCAAAUCUUGUAUUAUGAUUAUUUGAUCCAUCAAUUGAUUAAUUCAUCAAUUGCAUCAACUUGUUCAAUCCAAUCUUUACAAAUCUUGAGUUUAGCGUUGUUUUAUUGUUUAAACACUGGUGAUGUUAUAACUUCAUAUGGAUUACGUGGUCGUGUUAUUACAAUGGCUCAACAAUUAAGAUUACAUAGAUGUCCAUCUGCAGUGUUGGGUAAUACUGGUUCUACAGUGUCAAAAUUCCAGCAAGCUGAAAGACGUAUCUUGUUUUGGUGUAUUUAUACAUUAGAUACCUUUGCUUCUUUACAAUUGGGUGUUCCUAGAUUAUUAAAAGAUUAUGAAAUUGAGUGUGCUUUACCAUUUGGUAAUGAUAAUUUGGAUGAUGAUAAUAAUAUAAAUAUUUUGAUUGUGAAUAAUAAUCAAGUUCCAUUAGUUGGUAAAGUUUGUAAUUUAUCAUUAGCCAUUAUGAGAUAUUCAAAAGUUUUAGGGAAUGUUUUGGAUUCAAUUUUUAAGAGACAUAGUCAUUCAUCUUCAGAUAAUUUCCAAGAAUUAACUUUAAUCCAUGAAAAUUUGUUGGAUAAUUGGAGAAGAGAUUUACCUCCAAAUAUUAAAUUUGAACUAGAUGUUAAUGGAUUAUUAAAAGAUUCCAAAAAAUUAACAAAUGAUAAACAAAUGUUAUUAGUGCUGUUGUAUUAUUCUGCAAAGAUUUUGAUUCAUUUACCAGUUGUUGCAUCAGAAGUUAGUAAGAGUCGUGGAUCUGCUUCAUAUAUUGUUAUUCAACAAUGUACUAUUGCUAUUUUGAACAUUUUAUCAGAUUUAUAUUCUAAAAAGACUUAUUAUAUUCCAAUUCCAAUGAAUAUAUCAAGAACAAAAUCAAGGUUAGCAAUCUUGAGUGCAAAAGGUUCAUUAGAAUAUACAAGAGGUGGUGCAUUAUUUCAAGAAUCUAAACAAAUUUUACAAAAUAUUAUUAAUGAAUUGAAAAAUGAAAACAUUAAUGAAAUACCAGGUAAUUUAUCCAAGAAUUGUGUUUAUUUGAUUGAAAGUGCCAUUGAAGCUAUUAUUUCAUCACCAAGUAAUAAAGAUCAAAUAAGUAGGAAAUCAAGUGUUGAUCAUAAAUCUAAAAAGACAAACUCACCAUUGAAACAAGUUGAAAUGCAAAGAACAAGAGCAUAUUCUCAUAGUGGCCCAUCUCCAUUAUCUAAUAAUGUUCAAAAUUUUCAACAAAACUUGACAUCAACAACACCAUCUAUAAAGACAGAAUCUUCAGAACAAUUAUCAAACAUGUUAUCACAAUUAGAUUCAAUCCCACCAAUCUCAUUUGAUUCAAGCACUGCGGCUCAAAGAGUUCCAGUCAAUAGACAAAGAUCAGUUAGUGUUUCACAACCAACUCCACAACAUUUCAUUCCAUCACCAAAGGAUCAACAACAACAGCAAGCUUUCAAAUCAACAUACCUAGGAAGUAGCAGUAGUGGUGGACCACCAAGUAACAGUGGUGAUAGUGUGAAUAGUUUUGAAGAACAACAAACAAUGGAGUAUGAUUUUGGUGCAGAUGGUUCAUUAGGUUUAGCACCUUGGUUAGAUUUUGAUUUGAAUGGGUUUGAUUUCGGUGGUUAUAAUGUUAGUGUUAAUGGAGAAUUAACACCAAGUGAACAACAACAACAAUUGCAAAGCGGAUUCCAGGGGUCUAAUCCAGUACAAGUUAAGUUAGAACCUGAUUUAACUGGAGGUUCUCAUAGUUCUAAUGUUAGUUUUGGUCAACAGCAACAACAGGGACAAGCUCAAAGAAGUGGUAGUUUAUUUGAUUGGCAGAAUUCAAAUAUGGGAAUGUAG